UGUGCACACAAUAUUAGGAACAAAAAUGGCGGAAUCCAGCCGUAGGAAUAAAGGGCGAUCGAGUAAUAGAGAUGAUUAUGACAGUAGUAGCAAUAGCAGCCAAAGCAAUUCCGAUGUUAGCAACGAUGCCUUUGCUGUUUUGUACAAGAGACCGGUGAAUUCAUUUGCCAAUGACGGCAGCUUCUUAGAGAAAUUCAGAAAGAUGCAGGAAGCCGCGCAACCACCCAACAGCUCCAAAGACGGCGAUUCCACUCCAAAGACCGAAGAUUCCAGUUCAAGGGACGAGCCUUCUUCGACAGAAUCGUCUACGAAGAAAAGGGCACUUCCUUUCGUGGGUAGAAGGAGGGGUGGCAAAGUUCUAAAGACGGGCAUUGUCCAGAAACCCAAGACUGAGGAGGAGGAGGAGCCUGCCCCCAAGGAUGCCUGGGCACGCUACCUGGCCGAAGUGCGCAAGUACAGGGAGAUGUCCUGCGACGACGAGGAGAAAACUCGGCCCCUCGUCAAGUGAUGAAAUUGUGGUCGUUCUUUUUGUACAUAUCCAUUGCCGGCAUACUGUCCCCCCACAUUAUAAAUGGUCCGGCACUGCGCUAGAAUAAAAGGCUUUCCGACGAAGGAUGCCACAUUCACAGGAGUGCAUUCCCCUAUGUGUUGACUGUUGGCCGUGUUUAUCUGCGCCACCCUCAAGAGGUUAUGUGCGAGGGAGAUUCAAAUAAAAGUUUAGGCUUUAACAGGAGAGAGAAAGAAAAAGAAUGAAAAACAAAAACACUCCGGGAAGAGGGGAGGACUGAACUUUGUGGUCACUUCAUGUGUCCAAGUUACACUGUCAUUUAUAUUUGAAUCUCCCUCUUGAUUAGGCCAAGCUGAAACAAAGGACUUGCCUCUAAAUGCAGACAGAACUGAACACAAGUGGUUUGUGUUAUUUCUAACCGGAGUUAUUUUGUGGCUUCAUUGUGCCCUUUCCCCAAUCCAUUACCAGCCAUUUUGGUGUACGUGUUGACUGAGUAUUCCCAGAUGGUUCUCAAGAGUAGAGGCUUUGUCUUUGGAAGAAACAAAGCAGGUCACACAAACAGCUCGCAUGGCGUAUCACACAAGUACCAAAUGGCUUAUCACGAGUGUCGAGUAACAUUUUUGCAAGAAUGAUGUACAACAGUAAAACAGCUGUAAGUCAUGUUAAACUAUCCCUUGUUUCAGUCUUUCAUCUGUCAAGCAAUGGCACUGACUUUGCUCAUGGUUGGCAGUGUUCAAAUAUCAUAGGUGACUUGUCAUUCAAUCAUUUUGUAAAUUUUCAUUGAUGUGAAUUUUUUGUGCAACUCUUCUGCCAGUAAAAAAACUUACAAGGAAAAGGAAAAGUUUUCUUCUCAUCAGUAAAAAGUUUAGCCCAGGAUGAACAGCUGUGUGUGCAUUGCAUUCUAUGUGAAUUGUAUGAAUACGAAUAUGUUCGUACGUGUUGUGUAAAACAUUGUACGUACAUUUUGACCCUCGAUGAGCUUAAACUAGGGCUUGUCGAAGCAGUGUUUGCAUUCUGCUACAGAUAAAGUAGCGAGAUUAAUAUACUUUAUGCUAGAGUACUUAAGUUCGGCAUAUUGCAGCCAGCAGUGCAUCGUGACUGUAUUUUACACGCAACAACAAAUGCAUGUUUCUUCCUCUACUUUGAGGAGUAUAACUUGGUUUGCCUAAAAGGCCAUAUGUUGACAGGAAGUAGAGCAAAAUGUUACGGUGAAGGAUGUUGCAUGUUCACACAAACUUUGCACUUUGAAAAUGUACAAAAACUCAAUAAAGGAAGCACCUAGA
Ornithodoros turicata is the source of this 1791-nucleotide messenger RNA. RefSeq names its product telomerase RNA component interacting RNase-like. NCBI's taxonomy places the organism in Eukaryota, Metazoa, Arthropoda, Arachnida, Ixodida, Argasidae. The record is from RefSeq and is a predicted model, not a curated record. The transcript has 3 exons. The coding region runs from base 26 to 508 and encodes 160 amino acids. Gene Ontology annotation, molecular function: 5'-3' exonuclease activity; 3'-5' exonuclease activity.